AUGAGCUGCUUCGGUUGUUGUGGUGGUGAGGAUUUCCGUAGAGUUGCUGAAACAGGACCAAGGCCAGUGCACAACGCAGCAGGUUACAAUGGAGGUCACCAUCAAAGAGCAGAUCCACCAAAGAACCCGCCUGUCAUUCAGAUGCAGCCUAUCUCUGUUGCGGCCAUUCCGGCUGAUGAACUGAAGGAUGUAACCGAUAACUAUGGUUCGAAGUCCUUGAUCGGUGAGGGCUCGUAUGGAAGAGUGUUUUACGGUGUUCUUAGAAACGGUAACAUAGCUGCUAUCAAGAAACUGGAUUCCAGUAAGCAACCGGAUCAAGAAUUCCUCGCUCAGGUAUCUAUGGUUUCGAGAUUGCGACAAGACAAUGUUGUUGCGCUUCUGGGAUAUUGUGUUGAUGGUCCACUCCGUGUUCUUGCUUAUGAAUAUGCUCCUAAUGGUUCUCUUCAUGAUAUUCUUCAUGGUCGAAAAGGUGUGAAAGGAGCACAGCCAGGUCCUGUUCUGUCGUGGCACCAGAGGGUGAAAAUCGCUGUUGGUGCGGCUAGAGGACUUGAGUACUUGCAUGAAAAGGCAAACCCUCAUGUUAUCCACCGAGACAUCAAAUCCAGCAAUGUACUUCUCUUUGACGACGAUGUCGCCAAGAUUGCUGAUUUCGAUCUGUCCAACCAAGCCCCUGACAUGGCAGCGCGCCUCCACUCGACUCGUGUGUUGGGAACCUUUGGCUAUCACGCUCCAGAGUAUGCAAUGACGGGAACGUUGAGCACAAAAAGUGAUGUUUAUAGUUUUGGUGUUGUUCUGCUGGAGCUUCUCACAGGGCGUAAACCGGUUGAUCACACCUUACCGCGUGGACAGCAGAGUGUCGUGACAUGGGCAACUCCUAAACUGAGUGAAGACAAGGUGAAGCAAUGCGUUGAUGCAAGACUGAACGGAGAAUAUCCCCCAAAAGCUGUUGCAAAGCUGGCUGCGGUGGCUGCGCUGUGUGUACAGUACGAGGCGGACUUCAGGCCAAACAUGAGCAUAGUGGUGAAGGCUCUUCAGCCUCUGCUCAAUCCUCCUCGCUCUGCUCCUCAGACUCCACACAGGAACAACCCUUAUUGA
Molecule: messenger RNA, 1095 nt
Organism: Microthlaspi erraticum
Lineage: Eukaryota; Viridiplantae; Streptophyta; Magnoliopsida; Brassicales; Brassicaceae
Source: the annotation of a GenBank genome assembly